UGUGAUUUUUAAAAACUAUGCCAUUGGUCCCUCCCGUUAGAUUUUCAGUUAAAGUCGCCGUUAGUCUUAGUUAAAAGACUAAAAUACCCAUUAUUAAUAUCAUUCUCUUCUUCUUCUUUACACCCACAUCCCAAACUUAGAAAUGAGCACUAGCCUGAAUGGCAGCUUUAGGCGGAGGAAACUAAUCCCUCGAAAUGCCGCCACCUGCACAACCGAGCACUAGCCUGAAUGGUGACCACAGACCAUUACGCCCACCGCAGAGUUCAAACACCCACCACCACCAUCCUUACUACCCAACGUCGUCGUCUUCCAAGUCAGCCUCCUUGAAAGGCUGCUGCUGCUGUUGUCUCUUCCUUCUCUUCUCCUUCCUUGCUCUCCUUGUUCUCACUAUCUUUCUUAUCAUUAUUCUCACCGUCAAGCCUAAGAAACCUGAGUUCGAUCUCCAACAAGUCGGGGUCCAGUACAUGGGCAUCCCCGCUUCUAAUCUCAAUUCACUUGACCCGACCAUCGGCACAACCACCAUGACCACUGGCGCCACCACCGCUUCACUCUCUUUAACUAUCCACAUGCUAUUCACUGCCGUUAAUCCCAACAAGGUAGGGAUCAAGUACAGCGAGUCUAAAUUCACUGUCAUGUAUCAUGGGAUUCCUUUGGGGAAGGCUUCGGUUCCUGGGUUUUAUCAGGAGGCUCAUAGCGAGCGGCAGGUGGAAGCCACCAUCUCCGUUGGUCGCUGUAGCUUGAUCCAGGCCAAUGCUGUUGAUUUAAUCAGGGAUGCUUCGCUGAUUUAAUCAGCUUUUCUUUUUUACUUCUAAGAUUGGCUUUACCUUGCAUUAAAUAUCCAACAUUGCUCAUUUCUAAUUUUGGCUUAUAAUUCCUCUUCCCUAAGUUAAUUUUGGUUCUAGUUUCUGAAAAAUUGGAUGUGGGUUCUUUUCUAGGCAUGGAUUUUUGGUUGCUAACUAAAUUUUGGCUUCUGGGUUCUUCUCUACGAAUAAGACAUUUGACAUUGCUGCUCCUUCUUUUACUUCCUCUGCUGAUAAUCGGUUCACGUUAAAUACUCUACCUGAUUCAACCCAAUUCAAACACCACCGUAAGAUUAAAAAUAAAAAGUACCUGCAAGUUAAUAAGCGGAAUAUGCAAAACUCAGAUCUUCAACACCAUAGCAAAAAUGUGAUGCCUUAAAAAUCACAGAAUAAAAAGGCAAAAAGAAUUUUUUCUUUCUGGGGAGAGAAAGAAAGAAAAUGUACAAAGUCGUGGAAAGUAUUGAAGAAGAAACUGAUAUGGGUAUUUUAGUCUUUUAACUAAAAUUAACGGUGAUUUAACUGAAAAUCUAACGGGAGGGACUAAUGGCAUAGUUUUUAAAAAUUAC
Molecule: messenger RNA, 1366 nt
Organism: Manihot esculenta (cassava)
Lineage: Eukaryota; Viridiplantae; Streptophyta; Magnoliopsida; Malpighiales; Euphorbiaceae
Exons: 1
Coding region: 195-788 (197 amino acids)
Cellular component (GO): plasma membrane
Source: RefSeq, a predicted model, not a curated record